AUGUCCCAAGCCACCCGUGUCAGGAGAGCUAUUCCUUCUGCAGUUAACACGCCUACUGAGAUACAUGUGACUCAAAUUACCUCCAUAAAAAACGAUGAUGCCGAGACUAUAUUGACAGAGUUCAUCAGUGCCAGUGAAGCCAUCGCCAAUGCCCUUCCAGGCACUACGGUUCCACAGGAUGAGUCAGUUUCCACUGGUUUGUCCAACGUAUCUGGCAGCGGUGCUGUUUUGAGUCAGUUGAAGAGAGUGCAAAGAGACUUGAGAGGCUUGCCCCCCAUGGCUGCCGAGCCAGCACUCGAGUCCAACAAGAGAACCAAGUUUGAAGAUAGUGCAAGCGAGCCCCAAAACAAGAAGAUCAAGUUUGACGACGAGGACGACGAGGAUGACGAGCAACCAGAAGAACCCAAGUCUGAAGAAGACAACCACAACGAGACUGCUGCUGAUGCCGACACCACCGAGGCGUCUGUGAUCGAGGAAGACAAGAAGGACAAAAAGGAGAAGAAGGAAAAGAAGGAGAAGAAGGACAAGAAGAAGAAGGAGAAGAAGGACAAGAAGUCCAAGUCCGACGAUGCUUAA
Molecule: messenger RNA, 576 nt
Organism: Suhomyces tanzawaensis NRRL Y-17324
Lineage: Eukaryota; Fungi; Ascomycota; Pichiomycetes; Serinales; Debaryomycetaceae
Exons: 1
Coding region: 1-576 (191 amino acids)
Source: RefSeq, a predicted model, not a curated record